Messenger RNA from Lethenteron reissneri (Far Eastern brook lamprey), 1183 nucleotides. RefSeq names its product adenine nucleotide translocase lysine methyltransferase (gene ANTKMT). Gene Ontology annotation, biological process: regulation of mitochondrial ATP synthesis coupled proton transport; peptidyl-lysine trimethylation; positive regulation of proton-transporting ATP synthase activity, rotational mechanism. Lineage: Eukaryota; Metazoa; Chordata; Hyperoartia; Petromyzontiformes; Petromyzontidae. The record is from RefSeq and is a predicted model, not a curated record. Gene Ontology annotation, molecular function: protein-lysine N-methyltransferase activity. Gene Ontology annotation, cellular component: mitochondrion.
GUCGGACGCCAAGAAGGAGGAGGAGGUGGUGAAGGAGCGAGGCUCGGUGCCUGGGGCCUCCUGCAGGCGGCCGGCUGUUGCGCGCUGUCGGGCUACGCCGUGUGGGCUCUGCUUCUCAUGCCGGGCUUCCGCCGCGUCCCCCUGCGCCUCCAGAUCUCCAGUAGGGGCGGGUCAGGAAGUUACAAUUAUUCUCAGCCUCGGUGUAGAGUGGCACACGAGUGGGACGGGUCUGUCAGGGAAGACCUCGACAGUAACCGCUGCGGAUUCUGGCGCAAGGAAGGAGGCGAUGGCGAGGUGCAGUGGCGUCCACGAUUGUCACCUUGCCCACAGCACGGUCCCCUACCUCCCUGCCAGCCCCCAGCAGGUGAAUAACGUGAUGAGGCUGCUCGGGGGUCGAUCAGGACCCCUCGCGGACCUGGGGUCUGGGGACGGCCGGAUCGUGCUGGAGGCUUGCCGCCGCGGUUUCUCCCCGGCCAUGGGCUAUGAGCUCAACCCGUGGCUCCUCGCCAUUUCGCGUCUCCGAGCCUGGAGAUCCGGCCUAAGUGGGAUGGCCAGUUUCCAGCGACGCGACCUGUGGAAGGUUGACCUCUCGAGCUACAAUAACGUGACCGUGUUCCUGGCCCCAAGCGUGCUGCACCAGCUGGAGCACAAGCUGGCCACCGAGCUGCCGGACGGCGCCCGCGUGGUCGCUGGUCGCUUUCCGCUGCCGACGUGGGCCCCCGCUGCCCAAGCGGGAGACGGGGAACAUCGGGCCUGGCUCUACCACGUGCAGCGGUCCGACGGCACCCACGCGGAGCCAGGCCAACUCCCAGGGAGCCACAACAAAACGUAGAGGAGAGUGACGCGGCCCACAGGUUGCCAAGGGGGGACCCGAGUACUCCCUUCACGCUGGCAUAUCCGUGCCGAGCCAGUGCGGGGUCCCCACGGUACGGGUUCUUUUCCACUGGCUAUUUGACAUGCCUAGUCGUGACCAAACCGUAGUACGCUGGCACCACAAGAAAUCUGAAUCUACCUCUGGGGGUCAGGCAGGGUUACCCACAAGGUCAGUUACGCACGUCUCGACGUCAAACGUCACGUGUGCGAUAUUGGCGGCACGGUUUUGGUUACGUAGUGGAAAACGACGUGCACCUCCUGAGCCGCACUGGCCUGCUUCAGUCAGGCUCGGCAUGGCUCAGAUGCGCCA